AAUGAUACUACAAGAAAUCUAUCUUUUGCGGGGAUUGACAUAAACAGACCAGAGCCCGAAAAACGAAGGAGACGAUUCCAUUCCAUAUCCAUCGCCCUGUUUCUCUUUCGUCCCUGCAAUUGCAAGUGAGUGCAUCGGAAGAUGGGGGGACAGAAAAAAUGAGAAGCCUUGUCGAACAAGGAGGUAAAGUAGAGGGGAGCGCGGGCAAUGCUGCGAUCGAUUGGCUGUAGCUCAUCGAUCGCGCGGUGCAUAUGGGGGGAGGAGCUCUCGUGGACGGAUUUCGUCGUUGGUUCCAACGUCGUACUUGUUCUUCAUCUUCUUCAAGCAACAGUAACAGUAGUUAUGAUGAUAAUAAGCUCAACAGCGCCAGCAAACGUUUAGUUGCAAACGAAGAUAUAUCAGUUGGACGGCGGCAACGGAAAGAAGAGGAAGAACAGCAGGAGCUUAAGAUCGUGACUGAUUUCGAUAUUUCUUGUUUAAAGUUGAUCAAAGUCCCCAAACGAAACUGCAACAAUAGGAUCACCGCUAUGGAUGCUCAUAAGAAGAGCAUGCUUGACACGGAAUUCUUCACAGAGUAUGGUGAGGCAACUCGAUACCAAAUUCAAGAGGUCAUAGGCAAAGGAAGCUAUGGUGUUGUUGGCUCUGCAAUUGACACUCAUACUGGAGAGAGGGUAGCAAUUAAGAAGAUCAAUGACGUUUUUGAGCAUGUUUCUGAUGCUACUCGUAUUCUCAGAGAAAUCAAGCUCCUUCGGCUGCUUAGACAUCCAGAUAUUGUAGAAAUAAAGCAUAUAAUGCUUCCUCCAUCUAGAAGAGAAUUUAAAGAUAUUUAUGUUGUUUUUGAGCUGAUGGAAUCUGACCUUCACCAAGUAAUCAAGGCUAAUGAUGAUCUUACUCCUGAACAUUUCUGAUGAUUGUUGAUGAACCAUUCUUAAUCUAUUGCAGCAAAUGUGUUCCAUCGAGAUUUGAAGCCAAAAAACAUCCUUGCUAAUGCAGACUGCAAACUGAAGAUUUGUGAUUUUGGGCUUGCUCGUGUGUCAUUUAAUGAUUCCCCAUCAGCCAUUUUCUGGACUGAUUAUGUGGCAACCCGAUGGUAUCGUGCUCCUGAACUAUGUGGUUCUUUUUUCUCCAAAUACACCCCUGCAAUUGAUAUUUGGAGCAUUGGAUGCAUAUUUGCAGAAAUGCUUACAGGGAAACCACUGUUUCCUGGGAAGAAUGUGGUGCAUCAGUUGGAUCUCAUGACCGAUUUACUUGGUACCCCUUCUGCUGAAACCAUUGCUCGGAUUCGGAAUGAAAAGGCUAGAAGAUAUUUAAGUAGCAUGCGGAAAAAGCCAGCAAUUCCUUUCUCACAGAAAUUCCCUGGUAUAGACCCAUUGGCUCUUCGUCUAGUUGAACAUCUACUUUCAUUUGAUCCAAAGGACCGCCCAUCUGCUCAAGAGGCAUUAGCUGAUCCAUAUUUUCAUGGUUUGGCCAAUGUGGACCGUGAGCCAUCAACACAACCCAUUUCCAAACUUGAGUUUGAGUUUGAGAGGAGGAAAUUGACGAAAGAUGACGUGAGAGAGUUGAUUUAUCGAGAGAUUUUAGAGUAUCAUCCCCAGAUGCUUCAGGAGUACCUUCGUGGUGCAGACCAGACUAGUUUCAUGUACCCAAGUGGAGUUGACCGGUUUAAGCGACAAUUUGCACAUCUUGAGGAGCAUUAUGGUAAAGGUGAAAGGAGCACACCACUUCAAAGGCAACAUGCCUCCUUGCCUAGAGAGCGGGUGUGUGUUCCAAAGGAUAAUUCUGCUGACCAAAAUAAUGAUUUUGAAAAGCGAACAGCAGCAUCUGUUGCUACAACCCUUCAGAGCCCUCCACGGUCACAACAAAGUGAGGGACCUGAAAAUGCAAACGGGGCUGCACCCAUCAUGCAGAAUGGCACCAAAAAAUCAAAUUACAUUGGUCGUAGUCUGUUAAAGAGUGCUAGCAUCAGUGCCUCCAAGUGUGUAGGUGUACAAGAAAGAAGAGAUAAUGAGGAUGAACCAAUUGCUGAGAAUGAUGAGGUGGUGGAUGGUUUAUCACAUAAGCUUACAGCACUCCAUGCUUGAGUUGUACCUUUGAUCAGAUCAUUUGAGUGGGAUGGCCUUUUUUUUCUGGGCCUGAACAUUCCCUCCAUUUUGUUCACUAAUGGCUGCCAACAUAGUCUGCGUCCAAGAUGUUCACAAUGUUUGAGGUAGUUGCUAGUUGUGCAAUACCACUAGAAUUGUAUCAUCAGUAUUGUGUUGCUUUUGUUGUUACUGUUAUUUAUUACAUAGUUGCAAUGCAAAGAACAGAUUUACAAGUGUUGAUUAGA
Messenger RNA from Nelumbo nucifera (sacred lotus), 2326 nucleotides. Lineage: Eukaryota; Viridiplantae; Streptophyta; Magnoliopsida; Proteales; Nelumbonaceae. The record is from RefSeq and is a predicted model, not a curated record.